Molecule: messenger RNA, 2649 nt
Organism: Triticum aestivum (bread wheat)
Lineage: Eukaryota; Viridiplantae; Streptophyta; Magnoliopsida; Poales; Poaceae
Exons: 4
Coding region: 153-1286 (377 amino acids)
Molecular function (GO): helicase activity
Source: RefSeq, a predicted model, not a curated record
UCGUUAGAGGCGACGCGGUGACCGAGGGUUUCAAAGUCCACACUCUGGUGGAGCUGCUAUCAGGUAGUCUGCCGCUCAAACAACAUGACGGAAGGGCGGAAAAGAUCGCAUUGUCUCUUUUCGCGGUGCACCUGAUCAACCACAAGACGGCAAUGUAUGCUCCGAGCCGGCUGCCUACCGCCGAUCAUGGGGACAUUAACGUCAUUCAGAAAAUUGCCAAGUAUACUCCAAUGGUUGGCCAAGAGCGCAAUUUGUUGUUGCCAAAACCACCUCCACAAAUACUACCACCAGACAAGGCGCUUGAUGAUGGUCUCGAGAAAUUCAAGCUCAGCCCCUCGCAGCACAACGCGGUGCUGGACUGCGUUUCAGCAAUGCAUCAAGAUACGUCGUGUUGGGUGCGCCUCAUCUGCGGGCCUCCGGGGACAGGGAAAACCAAGACCAUGGUGGCCCUGUUGUGGUCCAUGAUGAUGAAGAACCACAGGACACUGGCCCUCGCCCCGACCAACACCGCGAUGAUGGAGGUCGCGUCCAGUCUCCUCGCUCUCUUCGAUCGCGAUUCGCCCUUCUCCUGGAGCGACGUGGUGGUGCUUGGCAGCAAGGAUCUUGUCUAUGCCGUGGAUGCAAACCUCAGGGAGAUGUUACUCCAGCGGUGUAUUUCCCGGCUCAAUCAUGUCGAGGACUGGAGCGACCAUUUGAACAACUUGUUACACCUUCUUGAGAAGCCGUGGAGUUUGUAUUGCUCGUACCGUUGGGACGCCAGGAAGGAGUACGAGGAAUGUGAUUGGGAGCUGCAGGGACCAGAGCUCGGGAGGUGGGAUGAGCAAGGAGGGACAGUGUCAUUUACGGAAUUCUUCGUGGACAACUACGAACACUUUGAAGAAUGUCUGCGCCGCUGCCUAAAAGCUUACCGCAACGACCUCCCCCUCCCCGCAAGGUGCGAGCAGAGCUUCCCUUUUAUAGAUGAGCUCCUGCACGCGCUCGAAACUUUGGGGGACCUCCUGCGGGCCGACCCGGAACGGCUGAUGCGAAAGCUCUUCUUCAAGAAGCCGGUGGGGUGGCCGGAGUUUCUGGAAGCAAGAGCCGUGUGCAUCGACAAGCUGAAGCAAUUGCCCGACCACUUUCACGUCCCAACCUCUUAUGACAAAUUCGAAGAGUACAUACUGAACAAUGCUAAGAUCAUACUUUGCACCGCUUGUACCUCGUCCCAGCUGAGCCAGGGCAGGAAACUUGGGGAACUUAAGCCAAUCGACCUUCUUGUUGUUGAUGAGGCGGAGCAGCUGAGGUAGAGUGAGCUGCCGAUGCCUCUGCGGACCGGUGUCCGUUGCGCUGUCCUCAUCGGCGACGAAUCCCAGUUACCGGUCCAAGUCAAAAGAAAGGUUACAGGCCACCUUGGACGCCGACUUCGAGAGAAGCCUGUUCGAGAGGCUUAUAUCCCUUGGACAUCCUAGGCACCUCCUUGACGUGCAGUACAGAAUGCACCCGGGGAUAAGCAAGUUCCCCCUCUCAAGGUUUUACCUCGGCAAGGUGACAGAUGGCCCCAACGUCCUCCAAAGGGAUUACGAGAGGAAGCUCCUGGCUGGCCCAAUGUACGGCCCCUACUCGUUCAUCGACAUCAAAGGCGGGACCGAGAGCUCGGGCGAGCAUGGCAUGAGCCUGAGCAACACGGCCGAGGCAGCCGCCGUGACCCGGAUCGGGGAGAGAUUGUUCAAUGAGUCGGUUCGCUCGGGACAAAAGCUCGCCGUAGGCGUGGUAUCGCCGUACAAGGUGCAAGUCCACGCCAUCCAGGAGAGCCUCGGAAGGCUCGAGUGCUGGGCACAUGGCGGCCGAGAAGGCUUCUCCCUGAAGGUUCAGACCGUGCACGGGUUCCAGGGCGCCGAGGAGGACGUCAUCGUCUUCUCCGCCGUGCACAGCAACAGCCACGGGUCGGUGGGGUUGCUGGCCGACUGGAGGCGCACGAACCUGGCGCUGACCCGGGCAAAGUGAGUGAGAAAAUCUCUUCAGUUCAGUCACAUAAAACAAUUUGGGCCGCUGUAAAACCCUAACGGCGAUCGACAUCAUUGUGUUAUUGUUACGUUCUUCCAUCCGCAAGCACUGCCUUUGGAUCCUGGGCAACUCGGCGACGCUGUUGAGCAGCAAGACGAUCUGGCAAGAGAUAGUGGCCGACGCAAAGGAAAGAGGGUGCUUCUAUGACUGCAACAACGACGAGGACCUUGCGGCCACAAUACGUGACGCCGUGGUCGAUCCGCCGGAUGAAUGAAGUGGACACUGGACAACCUGCUCAACAUGUACAGCAGCUUCGUAUAGGCCGACCAUGAUCUAGGGUACGAAUGAACUGAGUCCUUGUGCUUGUCAAGUUGACAACGAGCCAAUUUCCGAAAGAGACAUCAGAGAUGCAUGGGCUUAACCUGUUGGACCGGUAGUUAGGUUUGUAAGUCUCAGCUUCCUUCCCUGCAGGAAUCCAGGAGGAACUGGAUAUGAAAUUAUGAACGGACAUGCCUGGUAGGGAUGCGGUUGUCUGUCAAUUGUGCGGCAGCCUUAGGAGGCCAACUGCGCGGGGAAAAAUGAUGUUCUGAAAGCCUUGAUACCCGUUGUUCUCUCCUGGAUACUACAUUACUAUUAUCAAGAAAAGUUACUUUCGAUUUUGUUAAA